Glycine soja is the source of this 1492-nucleotide messenger RNA. RefSeq lists its product as uncharacterized. The transcript has 11 exons. The record is from RefSeq and is a predicted model, not a curated record. Lineage: Eukaryota; Viridiplantae; Streptophyta; Magnoliopsida; Fabales; Fabaceae. The coding region runs from base 93 to 1088 and encodes 331 amino acids.
GGAUGCGUAAAACUUAAAGAGUCACUAGAGAGGUUCUCUCUCUCUAUCUCUCUCCCGCCAUUGAAGUAAAGUAACUAUCUAUCGUUCUGAGAAUGAGAAUCAACGCAUUCUGUGUCUCCGCCUCUGCUUCUAUAUAUUCUCCUUUUCCUAAUCCACAUGGUGCGCUACUGCAAGAUUGGAAGCUUCGGAAGCAUAGGUUUAGCUUGAAGCUCACGGCAUUUCCUUUGAAUUCGAGUUGCAGGAAGAGGAGGACAACUUUCAUAUGUGCAGCCAAUCAAGAAGCCGAGGAGGCUUUUAAGAAGACUGUUGAAAUUGAUAGGCUCAUAGAUAUGCUCAGAGAAGCUAAUCCUCGCGAACUUCAGAAACUUGUUGUUGAAAACAUCCUUGCUUUCAAUCCAAGCUUUUGGGUGCGACUUGCAGCGAGAACUGAUACUUGCAAGUCUGACGAUGAUAAAAAAGAUUAUGAAGAAUUGGCUACAACGGUCAUGAAUGUGGUGGAUUGCGUGGUGCAUAAGACUAAAGAAAAGAUUGAGUCUUCCACAGAUGUCCUGAAGGGAGUACUAAAACCUGUGAUUGAUGCUGAAGGAGAGAUUCCAUGGCCUCCCAGAGAUCCUCAGGCACUAACAUUGAUGGAAAAGGAAAUAAGUCAAAGGGAGCAAGAAGGACAGCUGGAUGAAGGGUUCCUUGCUGAAGUUAAUGCACAGCUACGACAAGCAAAGGAAGAUGGUGAUAAACCGGGGCUUGAGGCUAUGAUGCAAAAGGUGUUGCAGCUUUAUGCUUCCAUAGUUCUGUCAAAACGUAGUUAUGCCAUGAAAGGGAAGGAAGUUUUGAAGGAUGAGCAAUUCCUUGAAACCAUAAUCCAAGCUCCCGAACAAGAAUGGAACAAUAUUUUAAUCAAUGGAUUGACAAUUGGUGCUGGGGAUGUUUCCGCAGAGGAUCUCUUUGCUGUCUUAAAGAAACGAAUUGAACGCGUUUUGAUUAGAACUGAGGGAGGUUCUUACCAACAGCGGAUUCUGACAGAAUACCUGAAAGGCAUUGAAACUAGAGCAGAGGAGAUUGUUCAAGUGCUCCAGGGGAGACCACAAUAGCAUUUUCUUCGAACUUGAAAUUGGCUUGGCAAUUGGAUGUCAUGAGCCAAAACAUUGUUCUGCAUGAUGGUAGAAGUGGUUUAUUAUUUGAAGAACAGAUCAAGCUAAUACACUAAGGUGGAGAAAUAUAGAUGAUCAUAUCUUCAACAGGUAGCAAUACUCACGCGGAUCGGAAGAUUGGCUUUCAGAAUACUUCACGCAACAGAUUAAGUAAUAUAUCUCCUGAAGCAAAAACUUAAAACAAAAUAUGUAUAUUUAUUGUAAUAUUCGAAUCUAGCAAAAUUAUAAAUCUAUCUCACUGUGUGUCCUUCCUGGAGACACUAGUUAAAGAGUAAUAAUUAAUACAUUUUAUUCAAUAUUUUAAUUAUUUUUUAAAAAUAAAAUUAAUCAUUUUGUGGUUUCAA